Copidosoma floridanum is the source of this 810-nucleotide messenger RNA. Its product is annotated as protein phosphatase 1 regulatory subunit 42. NCBI's taxonomy places the organism in Eukaryota, Metazoa, Arthropoda, Insecta, Hymenoptera, Encyrtidae. The record is from RefSeq and is a predicted model, not a curated record. Gene Ontology annotation, molecular function: protein binding.
AUGGUAAAAUUAACAGUUCCGCUGAUCGAGAAAAAAUAUUUGCAGCAACAAUCAUGCAAAUCUCUGACAAGAGAAAUAGAUAAACACCAUUUGAAGAAAAUAAGUCAUAUUUUUAUGAACGAGCAGAACAUCGAUGAAAUCGACGAUUUCAGCGUUUGCAAAAAUUUAAGGGUCAUUUACCUUCAAAGAAAUAUCAUCGAAAAAAUAGAAAAUAUUGAUUUUGCCAAAAACUUGACUCAUCUUUACCUGCAACACAAUAAAAUAACAAAAAUUGAAAAUCUCGGCAAUCUGGUUAACUUGAAAAAGUUAUACUUAGGAUACAACAGCAUCGCUAUUGUCGAAGGUUUGGAAAAAUUGACGAAUUUAUCAGAGUUACACAUCGAAAAGCAAAAAUUAGAUGGUGACAAAUUUUUGCGCUUUCAUCCAAGAAGUAUUAAAACUUUAUCUUAUUGUUUGGUGCACUUGAACAUCUCAGAUAAUAAAAUCACGAAUUUAAGUGAUAUCAAUCAUUUAAAAAAGUUGACUACAUUGGAGGCACAAGACAACUUGAUUAAUGACAUAUACUACUUGACUAAAACAGUUAGUAGCUUGAGGCAGCUGGAAAAUCUGUUUUUACAAGGCAACCCUGUGACGAAAACUUACCGAUAUCGGGAAAAUAUCAUCGGCAACAGCUACUCUUUGGUCAUCUUGGACAACAAGGUUGUAUCUGAAAAUUCGCGAGAGUUCUUACAGAGAUUCAAAGUUGAAAAAUUGAAGUAUCAUCACAAGACUUUCAAUGGCAAGGAAUCGCAAUCCAACGCUGAUACGUGA